AUUUUGUAAACAAAAACAACUCGCAAACAAACGCGCGAGUGCUCGUUUCGCUUAUUUGGCGAUAAGUUUCGUGCCAAAACUAUUGGAAAAAAUAUGGAAAUCAUGGUUGAAAAGUGUUUUAUCUGUGCGGAAGAGACAUUACAACCGUUCCGGAACCUGAUGCAACUGACGACCAAGUAUUCUGGCACGUUAAUCUACAAAGUGGUGGAACGCUUCCUGGGUGGCGAUCUGUCCGAUAGCGCUGCCAGUCUGAUAGCUUCCGUAAUCUGCCAGGAGUGCAUGGUAAAACUGAACGAUUACGAUGCGGCCCACACGAAGGCCAUCAUCAUCCAGAAGGAGUUUACAGACCUGCUGAAGAGGAACAUCACCUUCGUCGGAAACAAGUUGCAGUUGGAGGAACAGAUGUAUUUUAAGGUAGAAACCGACGGUUCCUACCUGGACGAUUUGGUGGAAAUGGACCAGAUAGUCGAAGAAACUAGCGAAGAAGAACCUCCACCGGAAAGUAGCAAGCCUCCUCCAAUGGCAGACGUGUUGGACAGAUCCGUAUCCAUGAAAUGCAAUACCUGUGGGGUCGGAUUUGGAUCCUUGUACGAAAUGCAACAGCAUUCACACAGGUCCCUGGCGGACACUAAAAGCGACGUUUGCCUGGAGUUUUUGGAUAAUGUUGAAGAAGUUUCAGAAAACGAGGUUGAAUACAUAAACGAGGAACGUUUAGACGAAGACGUCGAUAAAGACAAGUCUGAUGACGUAGAGUGCGAUGUCCAGAAAGAUGAAAAUGCUGAGGACACGGAGAACAAUGCCCAAGAAGAGUUGGUGCUCUCUGAUGCAGAAGAAGAGAUUCAUUUCGAGCAACUGGAUUAUCUUUCAGAAGUGGAAGAAGAUUUGGAUGCGAAAUCAAUCGGAAAGGUGAAAAUCACCUGUCGAGAAUGUGAGCUGGAGUUUGAUUCCGUAUUGAAGCUGAAGAACCACUUGAAAAAGAGCCAUCCAAAGGCAGAGGAAGAAUCUCCGUGGGUAUGUAAUAUAUGCGGCUUGAAAACGAAAACUAAACCAGCCCUCGCGGCUCACGAGGCGAAACACAGUCGGACGUCGAAGUUUGACUGCACAUUCUGCGGGAAGACGUUCCAGCAAAAAGGCGCAUUAGCUAGGCAUGUUCCCAUUCACACAGGAGAGAAGCCCUACCAGUGUGAUAAAUGUGGCAAACAGUUUAUCCACUAUUCGUCCUUCCAUAUGCACCAGCUUGCCCAUGGGAACAUACGAGAGAAAAAGUGUGAAAUUUGUGGAUUCCAACUUCGAUCUAGUUCGCACUUGCAGCGGCAUAUGAGGGUACAUUCUGGAGAAAAGCCUUUUGAAUGCCCGACAUGUGGACAAAAAUUCGCACAGAGGUAUAACAUGAUGACACAUUUGAAGGCCCACCAAGGCAUCUUCCGGGAGUACUCAAAGAUGUAUAAAUGUCCACUUUGUGCUGAAACUUUCCAACGAAAAUUAAAGCUACAAGAACAUCUUACACGGGACCACAAUACGGUAGUGGAUUCAACGUUGCUCAAACCAGUAGAUCGACCCAAAAAGUAUGUUCAAUUUUUUACUGCUUGAUAUCGUUAAACUUACAUACGGUUCAUCACUUUGUUGUCUGUAUUUUUAGUAUUAUGUUAUAGAAUUAAAACAAGCGCCAUUAAAAAA
Messenger RNA from Aedes aegypti (yellow fever mosquito), 1677 nucleotides. RefSeq names its product zinc finger and SCAN domain-containing protein 21. The transcript is spliced from 5 exons. Gene Ontology annotation, biological process: regulation of transcription by RNA polymerase II. NCBI's taxonomy places the organism in Eukaryota, Metazoa, Arthropoda, Insecta, Diptera, Culicidae. Gene Ontology annotation, cellular component: nucleus. Gene Ontology annotation, molecular function: DNA-binding transcription factor activity, RNA polymerase II-specific; RNA polymerase II transcription regulatory region sequence-specific DNA binding. Bases 94 to 1590 code for a protein of 498 amino acids. The record is from RefSeq and is a predicted model, not a curated record.